GUGCUUGGAACCUCCAAAGCCACGGCUGAUCACCCCCCUUUCAUCGAAACUAACGCCAACUAUGCUUAAAAGCGUCUUUUCCCAAUGGUACCCACCAGCUGCCACGUUCACCGAAGAAGAUGUGCUCGAUCAAAGUGGCAAAGUGUUCAUAAUCACCGGUGCUAAUCAGGGCAUCGGGUUUGAACUCACCAAAUCUCUCUAUAAAACGGGCGCAACCAUAUAUAUGGCCGGUCGCUCGGCAGAUCACAUGGCUGCUUCUAUCUCAAAAAUUAGGUCUUCUAAUCCUGCGCCCGUCACACCAUCAACUCUAAAGUUCCUGCAUCUAGACCUAGCAGAUUUAGCUAGUGUCAAAUCCGCGGCAGCUGAAUUCUCGCGACAAGAAACAAAAGUAAAUAUCCUCUGGAACAAUGCCGCCAUAGGUGGCGCACCAAACGGUACCGCCACAGCACAGAACCUCGAGGCCCAUGUUGGCACCAACUGUGUUGCUCCCCUCCUCUUCACCCAACUUCUCCUACCUCAACUCCGUAAUGCAGCCCAAUCCGCCCCAGAAGGUUCAGUCCGUGUAAUUUGGUCCGGUUCAGCCAUGGUUGACACUCAUUCUGUUCUGGGCGGCCUCAACUUCAAAUCUAUUGAAGAGCCGCAGACGACGGAUUCGAAUACCGAUUAUGCAGCCAGCAAAGUUGGGAACUGGUUCCUAGCCGUCGAAGCCGCGAAAGCGUGGUCGCCGUACGGUAUCGUUUCCGUCGUGCAGAACCCAGGGAAUCUAGACACCAAGGCAUAUCGAUACCAGUCCUGGUUCCUUGUGACAUUGCUGAAGUGGCUGGUGCUAUAUCCUCCGAAGUACGGAGCUUACACUCUCCUCUUCUCUGGAUUUAGUAUGGAAGUUAAGAGUGGAGAUUUUAUUUGGCCCUGGGGAAGGGUGGCGAGGAGUCCAAGGGAAGAUAUCCAUGAGGCUAUCAGGAAGGGAGCGAGUGAGAGGUUUUGGACUUGGUGUGAAGAGAAGGCAAAGUUGCAUGAUUAAGUCCGGCUGCAUAGGGUGCGGAAUGAGGAAUUACUUACAUUGUAAAUUAACAAGAGAUUCUUUCCUGAGGAAAAAC
This is a messenger RNA of Lindgomyces ingoldianus, 1097 nucleotides long. RefSeq names its product NAD(P)-binding protein. The transcript has a single exon. The coding region runs from base 62 to 1021 and encodes 319 amino acids. The record is from RefSeq and is a predicted model, not a curated record. NCBI's taxonomy places the organism in Eukaryota, Fungi, Ascomycota, Dothideomycetes, Pleosporales, Lindgomycetaceae.